CUCAGAAAAAAUCUAAGAAUUCUCAGCUGUCUUCUUCUUCUUCGGUCCCUGCCAAAAAUCUAGAAGAUUCUUAAAUCUCGUUUCUGCGGCGUAGGUGAAGUCUUAGCGAUAAGCUUUUUUGUAUCUUCAUUACAUUACUUUACCCUUACCCCCAUGGCUUCUUUCUGACGAAGAAGCGAAGAGAAGAGAAGGAACCAAGUUUCCUUGGAAAGGAUUGAACUUUUGUUUCUUUCUCUUCACUUCAUCUGCAACCAACCAACCAACAAAAAUGAUCAAGCUUUGCUACAUGAAUUCUCAUGGCUACUCAAUCCCUGGCCUUGGUCUUCCUCAUGAGCUCUGUAACACCGAAAUCAUCAAGCAGAAUAGCAGGUCUUAUCUUGUGAACCCCGGAGCAAGACAAGAGAUCAUACCUGCAAGCUCCUUCAAGCUGAAUCCGGACACCUUGGAACCAUGGAAACCGGUUUCUUCUUCGUUUAGCCAGUUCGUGGAGAUUGACUCAGCCAUGAUGAAACCUCUGCUCAUGGAUGUUCAUGAGACGGCACCAGAAUCUCUGGUUUUAAGCUUUGGAAUCGCUGACAAGUUUGCAAGACAAGAUAAGGUGAUGGAGUUUCUUCUGUCUCGGUCAGAGGAGUUUAAAGAAAAGGGAUUCGACAUGUCUUUGCUUAACGAAUUGAUGGAGUUAGAUGCUAUGAAAUCCAGUUCUCAGCUACGACCGUAUGAUACUUCCUCUGUUCUUUACUUGAAUCAAGAGUUAGGGAAACCGGUUUUAGAUCUUGUUAGGGAUAUGGUUGAUAAUCCAGAGUUCUCUGUGAGAUCGAAUGGUCACGUUCUGUUCUCUUCAAAUAGCAAUCCUGAGUUGAAUGAUCUACUUUCUAUUGCUUCCGAGUUCAAUUUGUCAAGGAAUUCAACAAGAUGGAGACAGCUCUCACCGCUCAUCCCACACUUUCAGAGGUUUGAAAGUGACGUAUUAGCACCGGUUAAUCUGAAAGCAGUUACAGUGCUAGCACCUUUGAAGAGUCCUGAGAAAACCAGGCUCAAGUCACCAAGGAAACAAAACACGAAGCGAAAAGCUAAAGAGAGGGACCUAUACAAAAGAAACCAUCUCCACGCUUACGAGAGCCUUCUGUCUUUAAUGAUAGGCAAUGAUCAUCAACACAAACAUGCAACAGUAGUCUCUUUACAGAAAUCAUGCGGAGAGCUCUCAGAACUUCUGACUCAGUUUUCAAUCAGUGUUGCUGGGACUGGAAUCGCUGUGCUCUUCUCUGUCGCAUGUAGCCUUGCUUCAAGGCGUGUACCCUUUUGCGCAAACAAGUUUUUCGACACUGGGCUUGGUUUCAGUUUGGUAAUACUUGCAUGGGCUGUGAAUAGACUCAGGGAGGUGAUUGUUCAUGCCAACAGGAAAGCAAACAAGCCAUGUUCAAGUUUGAAAGAUGACGAAAUCAUAAACAGUGUGGAGAAAAGCAUCAAGGAGGUUUACUUCAGAGCUGCGACGGUAAUCGCUGUGUUUGCGCUUAGGUUUGCAUGUUGAAUACUCACGAUGAGAGGUUAAAAUCUUGAUUUACUACUUCAUGGGAAGCUUAAAAGGUCGUUUGUAAAUGACGAAAACUUGUGUUAGUACCGAGCUGUAAAUGUGAAGAUGAUAUUGUGUUGUAGAACCUAAGAUUAAGUAAGAGGUGACGAGUUUUGAAGAGAAUAAAUGUUAUGCAAGAAUGCGUUUGAUA
This is a messenger RNA of Camelina sativa (false flax), 1721 nucleotides long. RefSeq lists its product as uncharacterized. The record is from RefSeq and is a predicted model, not a curated record. NCBI's taxonomy places the organism in Eukaryota, Viridiplantae, Streptophyta, Magnoliopsida, Brassicales, Brassicaceae.